AUGACCACAAUUACGACAUUUCAUGAUUUGUGUAUCGAUGUUAUUAUUGAAAUUUUAUCUUAUUUUAACGUUCAUGAAAUAUUUUAUUCAUUUUGUCUUCUUAUUCCUUGUUUACCAGCUUUAUUAGCUAAUGGUCAUGUUCGAUUACAUGUUCGAUUAAAUAAUUCUUAUUUUAUUCGAUGGAUUUUACCACAUAUUAAUUUAACACAAGUUGUUUCACUUAAUGUUCCAACUAGGCCAUAUAAUCCAUCAAUAUUUCAAUUUACAGCACUUCGUUCACUUGUACUUCGUGAUGUUGAUAAUCCAUUAUUACUUUUUGAAAGUAGUCAUAAUUGGCCGCCAUGUUAUCUCGAACAUCUUUCACUACAUAUACGAAAUCAAGAUAUACCAAAUAUAUCAUCAAAUAUCGGAGUACGAGUACUUGAAUGUGCAUUUCAAUUACAACGAUUAAAACAUUUUGAAUUACAUGAAUCAAAAUCAAGUUUAAAAAUGGUUGAAUUAUAUGAUCAAUUAAAUUUUCCAUUAAAAUUUCAAUCAACAAAUAUUAAAUGUCUUAUUUUAACUGUUUAUUGUAAUUGGAAAACUCUUCAAUCAAUACUUUAUUAUUCACCUUAUUUACAUUAUUUUCAAUUUCGUUCUAGUUUUAGUUCAUUAGAAACUCAUUCUUCUCAACUUUAUUUUACAUCAAUUCGUAAACUUAAUUGUCGAUUAGAUGGUUUAAAAACAGAUCUUUUUCUUAAUAUAUUUCGUAAUGCACCAUUUUUACAUCAAUGUAAAUUACAAUGUUCUUUUUCUUCUUCUAAACAAUAUCAUAUAGAUUUACUUAAAAGUGAUAUAUGGAUUCAAUUGUUUGAUACACAUACAUCUCAAUUAAAAACUCUUAAUAUUGAUAUUACAUUUCCUUUAGAUAGUAUUGAUGAAGAAACAAUUAAAACUAUAAAUGAAGAUUUUAAAAUUCUAAAUUUUAAACUUUAUUUUUAUUCAGAUAAUGUAAAACCUUGUUGGAAAAUGACAGGAAUAUUUAAUAGAAUAUAA
This is a messenger RNA of Rotaria sordida, 1035 nucleotides long. NCBI's taxonomy places the organism in Eukaryota, Metazoa, Rotifera, Eurotatoria, Philodinida, Philodinidae. The record is from the annotation of a GenBank genome assembly.